UUACUUGCUAUCAGAGUAACCAUGGCAACCAGGAGCGCACUGAAGUUGGGAACGCCCACCAGCGCACACCGUAACGCGCAGUCGGUGCGAAGCGGCGGCGCUGGGAUGGAAAGCCCAUUGCAGCCGCAGCGUCGCUUCCUCCUACAGCAGCGCCUCCAGCCGCAGCACUGCGCACCGCGAGAGGAGGAGGAGGAGGAGGAAGAGGAGGAGGAGGAGGAGCGCUCCGGCGGGCGGCGCGACCCCCGCACCUGCACCUGCCACGCGCGCAAGAGCCUCGUUUGUCACGGGACGUCGUCUCAAACCCAACUCGGCACUUCAGUAAGGACGCCGUCCGUCUCGUCUUCCCCGAGGCAAGGGUGCCGGUACAGCGCGUGUGAGCUCACGCCUUCUAGUCAUGGUAGUUCAUCCAGGCAACAUCACCACCGCCACCACCAUCACCACCACCACCACCAUCAUCCGCAGCAGCCGGGAAGCCCGGUCGGCGAGCCCCGCCGCGAAAUAGCCGCCGUCGUGAUGAGCGGCUGCAGAUACAACGGCGGCGUGAUGCGGCCGCUGAGCCGCGCCGGCUCGUCGCGCCGCAACCUGCACGAGUUCGACUCGGAGUCGCAGCCGCUGCAGCCCGUGUGCGCCGUGGACGCGAGGACGGAGAACCGCACCAGCGCGCCGGUGCCGUACUCCACGGUGGACGGCGGUGGAGGCGGCGGAGGAGGAGGAGGAGGAGGCGGUGGAGGUGGAGGAGGAGGUGGAGGAGGCGGCAAGCAAGGCAAGAAGAAGAACCAGAACAUCGGCCAGAAGCUCGGCCACCGGAGGGCCCUGUUUGAGAAGCGGAAGCGCCUCAGCGACUACGCGCUCAUCUUCGGCAUGUUCGGCAUCGUGGUCAUGGUCAUAGAGACGGAGCUUUCCUGGGGAGCGUACGGCAAGGAGUCGUUGUAUUCAUUAGCUCUAAAAUGCCUGAUAAGCCUUUCUACAAUCAUCCUCCUCGGCUUGAUUAUCAUAUAUCACGCCCGGGAGAUUCAGCUGUUUAUGGUAGACAACGCAGCGGACGACUGGAGGAUAGCCAUGACGUACGAGCGCAUCUUCUUCAUCUGCCUGGAAAUCCUGGUUUGCGCCAUCCACCCCAUCCCAGGCAAAUACACCUUCACGUGGACAGCACGCCUGGCCUUCUACUACACGCCGUCCAAGACGGACGCCGACGUGGACAUUAUCCUGUCCAUCCCCAUGUUCCUGCGCCUCUACCUGAUCGCCCGCGUCAUGCUGCUGCACAGCAAGCUCUUCACGGACGCGUCAUCACGCAGCAUCGGCGCCCUCAACAAGAUCAACUUCAACACACGCUUCGUCAUGAAGACCCUAAUGACCAUCUGCCCUGGCACCGUGCUGCUCGUCUUCACCAUUUCCCUGUGGAUCAUCGCCGCCUGGACUGUCAGGGCGUGCGAAAGGUACCACGAUAACCAGGAUGUAACCAGCAACUUCCUAGGAGCCAUGUGGUUGAUCUCAAUCACUUUUCUAACCAUCGGAUACGGGGACAUGGUCCCUAACACGUACUGUGGCAAAGGGGUCUGUCUUCUCACCGGGAUUAUGGGUGCUGGUUGCACUGCUUUGGUGGUGGCCGUGGUCGCAAAAAAACUGGAAUUAACCAAAGCCGAAAAACAUGUACAUAACUUUAUGAUGGAUACGCAGCUGACAAAAAGAGUGAAGAACACUGCUGCAAACGUUCUCAGGGAGACCUGGCUCAUCUACAAGAACACCAAGCUGGUGAGGAAGAUGGACCACGCCAGAGUCAGGAAGCACCAGAGGAAAUUCCUCCAAGCCAUUCACCAAGCGCGAAAAUUAAGAAGUGUUAAAAUGGAGCAACGGAAGCUGAAUGACCAAGCAAACUCUCUAGUGGACCUCGCAAAGACUCAGAACAUCAUGUAUGACCUGAUCUCUGACCUGAACGAACGCGGCGAGGACACGGAGAAGCGCAUUGCUGUGCUUGAGACCAAGCUGGAGACGUUGCUGAGUAACCUGCAGGCUCUUCCGGGCCUCAUCAGCCAGCUGAUCAGCCAGCAGCAGCGUGACUUCCUGGAGGUGCAGCUGCAGCCAUACGAACGCUCACAGUCUGUAUCUCGACGGCGCUCUUCCUCCACGGCACCCCCUACAUCAUCAGAGAGCAGCUAGAGCCCCUCGGAGCGCAGAGACCCUUCGCCAUCAUAUGGCUGACAUGCAUCUUACUGUAAAGCCUUACGGUGUCUCAAUAACGCGUCAUCCGCCUCCUGAUGACCGGGUGACGCAGCUGAAUGGCGUACAGCUUUUAAUUUGUACCUCAAAGUUCUCUUUUCUCUGCUGGCAGGUUCUCAGAGAAAUCUUUCCUCAGUAUAAAAGGCGGGGCUAUCCUGAAAACCCCUCCUCACACACUCAUCAGGAGAGCAGUGUCACACAACCUCCAUGGCACAAAAUAAUACUGUGCCAGAAUAGUGCUUCCCAAUGGACGUCCUGCUCUUCCUGUCUGUACGAGACUGUAUGAGACUGAGUAAUUCCUCAAACCAGCAGGUGUUAGAGUUUUUUUUUUUUUUUCAUCCAGCAGUCGAUAGGGCACUGACCCCGCUGACCCCUGACCCCCAACCCCAUCCGGAGCUAACAUAUAGAUUUACACACUGGAGGAGAAAUAUAUAUUUUAGAUUAGAAACAGCAUCAGAUAUUAUGGUCUUCUUCCGAAGGCGGCCCUUCCAAGCUAUUCCCUCCAGGGGCCAAACAAUAUCACAAAACAAUUUAUUUUUAUUUUAAAUUUCCAAACGAAUGCGUCUAAAGCUAUACUUGCACUUCUUAUGCACUUCAAUGCUGACUGACUAUUAUAUCAAUUUAUGUUGCUCUUUAGAACAAAAGUAAAAACACAUUUAGUCGUUAGAUUAUGGCCAGAAUGUACGACUGUGUAGUCUAAAAGCAGGAUACGAUAGCAACUAAACGCCCCUCCUUAUAUUUAAACGGGACCUCAACCUGAAACUGUGCUUAUUUCCUAGAUGUUAGACCGCUGCUAUUACUGCUGCAUCAUUCUCAAACUCUCAAGAUGUUCUUAAAGGGAUAAUUUGGUGACAAAUCUAAUUUAUUCUACUUCCUUCUUAAUUGGUGUCUGAUAUUUACUUCUUUUAGUUUUGCGCUGUAGCUCAUGCAUAAUACCAGGAAGUCUAUCUCAUGCUGUAACGUUAUGGAGGCGGGCAUCUUGCGCAACCAGAAUUUCCUUUUCUUCAGCGCAGUCUGGUAUCUUUCCGCCCCAUAGACCCAAAGUUUGAUCGUGCGUUUCUACAGGAACGCUGGAUGUUAUACAAACGAUUAUAUAGUUCUGCUUUAAGAGCUUAAGUCUGAGAAUAUGGAACAUCUCUGGAAUGGAACUAAAUCGUUUAGGAGGCUGGUUGACAUGGUGGUGCAGCGGGUAGCGUUGCCACCUCACAGUUUCAAGGAACUCGGGUUACGGUCUGUGUGUAGUCUGUAUGUUCUUCAUGUAUCUGCUUGGUUCUCCUCCGGGUUCUCCGGUUUACUCCCAUCAACAAACAAGACGGUGACUCAAAUUGGGCACAGUGUUCCUGGGAUGGGAUCUACCGCAACCCUGACCAGCAUAAAGCGCUUACUCAAGACGAAUGAAUGAAUUUAGUAGAAUAAUAUAUAUACACACAUACAGUACUGUGCAAAAGUCUUAGGCACCCUAUUUUUUUUUUUUAUUACAAACUUUGUUAUAGAUUUUUCUUUUCUUUUCUCUACAUUAUUGAUUCAGUACGAAAACAUUUUAGAUUCCAAACAUUAGUUUUCCAGCACAAAAUUAAAUGUUACAGAAAAAUGUUUGUAUGUCAGUAAAGAAAGCAGCAGAUUCCAUAAGAGACACUUUUCAGACAAAAAAACAUAAUGAAGGCUGCUGGGUUUCGCUGCAGAAAUAAGAAGCGAGUCGACAGUCAAAGUCUCCAGAAGAACUGUGGCUGCUUCUGCAAGAUGCUCAGUAACACUUACAGCUCAUUUCCUUAUAAAACUGCACACACUGCACCUGAGAUACUAUUUUGUUUUAAAAAAGCGAAGGAUCGUGACACCAAAUAUUGACUUUGUUUCAUUUAUUACUGUUUACUGCUCUUUAUAGUAUUUUUUAAUGUAGAAACAUUUAAUUUCAUUAUUUUUGAAGGCAUCUUUGCUCUACAGCAUUUCUUUGCAUGUGCCUAAGACUUUUGCACAGUACUGUGUGUGUGUGUGUGUGUGUAUAUAUAUAUAUAUAUAUAUAUAUAUAUAUACACACACACACACACAUAACACACAUAAAACGACAAAGCAACAUAUGCAAAUUAAGUUCAAACGAUUGUCAUAAAUGAUUCGUCUGACCAAUCCUGUGACACGUGUGGUCCGGCUUUUCUUCCAUUCCCCAUUCAUAACUUUAGUUCCUACCUGCAGUUAGUUCCCUCUUUACGUUUUGACACAUAAAAUGGAAGAAAAACUUGGUUACAACUUAUGCUGUCAUACCAUAUCCCUCAUUAAAAGUGUAUAGGGACGUUACAAAGAAAGAUAAAGCUUAGAAGGAAGUAACAGAGAUUGUCUGGUGAGUGUAUAGUUAAUACAGUUAGCUUGCUUUGCUAAUCCGCCACUGCGGCUAGUACAAAGCCUAGCAUGUAACAUGUAAAUCAAACAACUUUUAGAAUUUAGAAGCUGGAGAAGCUAAUACGUAUGAGAAGCUAAUGCGAUUUCUCAUUAUAAUUGUUUAAAAAAAACAAAAAAUGCUGGACUGUGCACGCUCACAAGAGACAAUCUAAACCCUUGUUAGCUUGAAUGUAAGGUUACUUGUUAGCUACGUUAGCCUCCUAGCUCCAGUGCAAAACUGAAAAAGCAACCAUCGGACACCAAACAUCUUGAAUGAUUGGCUAAUUUUGGUGUGAAAAAAUGUUGCCAGAUUUCUUGCCAAACUAUUCCUUUAAUAGCAAAGUGCAUCUCUCUCUGUCUCUCUCUCUCUCUCUGUCUCUCUCUCUCUAUCCAGCCGAGAACAAGGUGUCAGCUCAGUGUUCUGUUCGUCUCCAAAAUCUCAAUGAAACCCACAUUCACCGGAAGCUAUUUCUGGAUGUAUCACAUCUGUCUAAGAGCAGCAAAUAACUUUGUUCGGAAAUGCCUAUUUUUAUACUCGUGAGGACAAGCACACCUAAAAAUCCGUCUCUGGCGUAAACACAACACGAAAAACUCAAACUGUGGCCGAGAGUGUGGCUGGCGAUCGGAACCAAAGCUGUGAAAACUAGCGAGAGCUCGAAUGACCCUCGACAGCUUCCUGUAGGGAUCCUGGAAGACCAUCCGGGCUUCCGUCCCAGCGUAGCAGUAUAACAAAAUCACACUACUGUGACUUUCAGUGGGAGAGAAACGUCUCAUGAGUGUUACACAGAGAUUCACAUGUCACAUGACUGUCGCAUGCAGCCGUGGCUCACGGGACAGAGGAACAGCUUUCCACACGGCUUAGGUCUAGUCUUAGACUGCAAAAUGGAGAGCAUCUCACGCUUAGUGUCAGGAUUUGUACUUCUGCCAAAGAUAGCAAUGAUUCAUCAAUCAAGAAAAUAAAUGUUGUCACACAGCAAAAAACUUAAAUCUGGAGGAAAUCAGUGCAAUACUGUUAUCAAACUGUGCAAACGAACAUGAGAUUGGAUUUACCACGUCUUUUUUGUAUUUUUUUAGUUGAGUGCAAAAGUUUGCAUCCCCCAUGCACCUCUAUUUUACUAUUUCGUGACCUCAGUAUUACUCUUCACCCAGCUUAUAAUGCUAAGCUCAUGAUUUAUCUGCAAAUAAUAGUUAAAAAUAGGGAUUAACAAUGAAAAGUAGGUGCAUCCUGUUUGAACCAGUACAACACACCAAAAAAUAGUUUCAGAAGAAAGAAGUCAAAGUUUUGCCUCUUGGUCUCCAAACCUGAUUUGAAGAAGUCAGUAUAUUACAUGUGCAAGAGUUACAACACAUAGAUGUUUGUGAUGUUCGAAUAUUAGAACUGAACUGAUUCAAAAGCUGCUCAGAGUGGUUGUUAAUCGACAAACUGUGGUCUGGAUACAUACAUAGCAAAAUAAUGCAGUGGACUAAACGGAGUACUUGGGAAAAAUAUUGUAGCAGCUCUGAUAAAUGUGUGAAAAAAAAACCCUGUCCAUAGUUCUGCGACUGUAGUUUUCUAUCUGUAGCAGAUUCUCUGUUUCUCAGAUCAUGUGCAUUUAUGGAAAUGAUUUAGCUGAAAGCAGCUCAUCAGACCAGAGACUAAUUACAGGGCUAGAGACAUUCGCAAAGAAAGGGAAGAUAUUUCACAGGUUUUUUAAACAUCUGCUUUUCACAGAUAUUUAUUUUUUCCCCCUCUCUGGUCUGAUUAGCGGACUAACAACAUGGCUUGUUUAACAGUUGACAACAAAAACAGAACUUUAAAGACAAAAGAAGUAGCUUUAAGUUCAAAACCAGUGUAUCUCAUCUGUCUAGAGUCCAUGGCACCAGUCAAAGUUUUAAUGUGAAGCGACACUAAUAAAAACAAAAUCUAAACACUUCGAAUAGUCUUAUUUAUAGCCAUAAACCACUCAGUAAUGAAUUAAAAGGUAAGUGUUAUCAUCAUCCAGUCACGUUAGUUGUUUAUGCUGAUCUUUGUAUGCACCUUUGUAAGAUUUUUAUGUAACUUUAAUGUAAAAGUUUAGUGGAAUACCCCUGCUAAAGCGACUGGAGGCAUUAGAGAAGGAAUAACACACUCCAGACCAUGUGGUUAUGUGCAAAGUAUCCACACUGUUUAUUAUUAUUAUUAUUAUUAUUAUUAUUAUUAUUAUUAUUAUUAUUAUUAUUAUUAGUGUAUUAUUUUCAUAUAAUCACAUGAUCUGUUGUGUGUUAUUCUGCUUCUAACACAGCGAUUUGCCAACGAUUACAAUGUUUACUUUAUUACCACACAUUUGAAUGGUUUAUAGUUAGAUUUAAUGUUGUGGAACAUCCACGAGACAAGUUACUUCCUGUUAUCGCUUACGUUAUAGCAAGAGUCUUUCCAUAAAUGGUAAAAAAAUGUCUUCUAAUUAAAAAAAAACUUUACAACAAUAAUUAUGUUUUCUUUAUAAAACAACAGCACAUUAUUUUUAAUCCGUUGAUUAUUAGUCUUAGAUUAAGUUGAGCACCCACGAAACAUGUCCCAGUAACGUAUUAGAAUGAGUGUAUUCAUAUAAACCUAUCAGACCGGAGAACUGAACUGUGCCGUGGUGUAAAGAAUCUUAAUGUCUGGUUUUUUUUAAUGUUCUCAUCAUGUCCAUGUGUGUCUUCAGAUACUGUGCCUCCAGACAGGAAUUAGAGAAUAUUUACAUCACAUUCAGAAAGGGGGAUGCAAACUUUUGAACUCAUAUGCUGUGUCUUUCACUAUUAAUAUUUUAAUUGAAACUAUUUGACCUUUUUUUCCAUUUGCACUCAGCUACAACAAUUUACAUCUCUUAAAUUAUCUUAUACAUCUCUUAUACAUCUCUGUAAUGUUUUUUUCCUCUGCUGUUAUCAGUCUGUCUCACAAUAAAGACUUUAUAUUAUCAUUUGUACAAAAUCAAACAGAUGAAAUGAUGCUAAAGUUGAGCUCAGAUGGCUUAAAGGUGCAAUUUGUCAUUUUUAAAAUUAAUUCUCAGCCUGUAAUAAUUAUAUACUUUCAAAAAAAAACUUAGAAAAUUUUAAUCACACUUUUACCAUGUAAUGAAUUUUUUAUUUGCUUUAUUUGUAUCAGGCUUUUAUUUUUCAUAUUUCUGGCCCAGAAAUGAAACUAGCUCCUCCACAUAUCUUAGCUUCUCAGCUUUGCUGCUUUUCUUUAAAGCUCGUUUCUACUCCAGCGUAUUUGUGUGACAAUGCAGAGAGGGGGUUUAUGGGUAAUCAUAAAGAGGGGGUUUAUGGGUAAUCAUAGCACACAGGGGCACAGUGACAAACCGACAUGCACAACAAAAUCCUAACAGCGUAUGUAACAGCGAAUCUAACAGCGAAUCUAACAGCGUAUCUAUGGUGCUGUGCGUCACACAGACUUCAGGUAAACGCCACCUGGUCGAGGUGGGGAGGUGGGGAGGUGGGUGCGGUUGCGUAACGAGAAACGUCGUGACAAGAUAUUGUGUCGCUUCUUCUGAGGGUUUCAUCACGGGUUUUAGAGUAAUAUUGUCACAAAUGCAUCUCAAGUGCUUGUGUGUAAAUAAUAAAAUGGUUGCUUAUCACGUCUAGUAUACAAAGAAAGCAGAAACAGAAAUAUCGUCUCUCUUUUAAGUUUCAAGACUUCACUUUCUUUUGCUUUUUGUUUCCUGUAAAUUUUGCUUGGAUUCCUGCAACGCUGCCCCCAGUGCACACGCUGAUCACGUGUCCUAGCAGGACCUCCAGACAUAUUCGCAUCUACGCUAUUACAGACGCAUAGACAUAAACGAAUGCCUUAAAUUCAGCUCACGAGGCAUGUGUAGUGUCAUCAGAGGGGGAGGAGUCAGCAGGGGAGAUGAGUUUUGUAAUUGUAAUUCACCUCGCAGGCAGCAGACGGCGCUAAAGAUUACAAACUGCACCUUUAAGACAAAACUGAGCUUUUCAGCUAGAGAUUCACUUCAGAAAACCUUCAAAAUUUAGCAAAUUGGCCUAAAUCGUAAGUAGUGUAGGUCAGGCUUAACUAAUAAUCUGUAUCCAACUCCAUUUUGAGUCUAAGACUAGAUCUAAUCUGCACAAAGCAGCUGGGAUCUGAGAGCUCUGUGUAUUUCAGUUCUUUUAAAGAGACUCCUGUGUCUGAUUCCUGGUGGUCUGUUGCAAGUUGCUCGCAUGUUACGGACUGUGAUCAUUUUUUUGGAAACUCAUCUGAUGGCCUGAAGCUGGAUGGAUCAGCGCGCUACAGAGCGAGAACACGUCCGACGUACCAGAUCGGUGCUGGAUCCAGCAAUUUCACCAACACUUGAGUGAUAAUAAUGUAUGCAAAAUGAUUAUGAACAAUAAAAAGAAACUAUUUACCAAACAAACAGCACUGCUCGUGAAUUAUUAUGUAUAUCUUCUUAUGAAUCAAUAAUGUCAGACAC
Molecule: messenger RNA, 8993 nt
Organism: Pangasianodon hypophthalmus (striped catfish)
Lineage: Eukaryota; Metazoa; Chordata; Actinopteri; Siluriformes; Pangasiidae
Gene: kcnn2
Product: potassium calcium-activated channel subfamily N member 2
Exons: 9
Coding region: 22-2157 (711 amino acids)
Biological process (GO): potassium ion transmembrane transport
Cellular component (GO): neuronal cell body; neuron projection; plasma membrane
Molecular function (GO): calmodulin binding; small conductance calcium-activated potassium channel activity
Source: RefSeq, a predicted model, not a curated record